Messenger RNA from Fusarium poae, 858 nucleotides. RefSeq lists its product as uncharacterized. Gene Ontology annotation, cellular component: replication fork protection complex; nucleus. The record is from RefSeq and is a predicted model, not a curated record. The transcript has 3 exons. Bases 1 to 858 code for a protein of 285 amino acids. Gene Ontology annotation, molecular function: DNA binding. Gene Ontology annotation, biological process: replication fork processing; replication fork arrest; DNA replication checkpoint signaling. NCBI's taxonomy places the organism in Eukaryota, Fungi, Ascomycota, Sordariomycetes, Hypocreales, Nectriaceae.
AUGCCAACAUUAGACUCCGAUCCAGCCAACGGUUUAGACAACUACGACGUCGCUGACCUGUCAGACGAUCCUUUCGCAUCUCCCCCACCUGAAGCAUUCAACAAGAAGCGCAAGGAACCAGAUUCGGGACUUGGAAUUGAUGAAGAGGUUGAUGUCAAGAAACGUGCCCGAGCUCCCACUGUCAAGCUUGAUGAAGAAAGGCUACUUGGCGCUAAAGGAAUACCCAAACUAAGGCAGAGAGCACAAGACCUGAAGAUCAAGGGCAAAGGCCAUGAGUUUUCAGAUGCCUCGCGACUCCUAUCCUUCUAUCAAUUAUGGCUUGAUGAUCUUUUCCCAAAAGCCAAAUUUCUCGACGCUCUGAGCAUGGUAGAAAAGGCAGGCCACAAAAAGCGAGUCAUGAUUGCACGCAACGAAUACGUCAACGAGAGUAAACCCAAGGAUACUGCGGUCGACGAUGAAGGGGAGGAUAUUUUCGGUCAGGAUAGCACUUCGAGACCCACGGAUGAAGCGAUUAGACCAAGAACGCCAGAGCAAGACCGAGACGUACCAGAUGAUGACGAUCUAUAUGACGCGACACCAAGGUCUUCUCGGCCAAUUGUGCCGAUCCGAGACGAUGCCCCUGAAGAAGAGGAUCUUGAAGCCCUAAUCGCAGAGAUAGAGGUUCGGGACAUAGCCCAAAAAGCGAGGCUUACACCAAAAGAACCAGAUGAGGAUGAUCUGAAUGCUCUCAUGGUAGAAGCUGGGAGUCCAGAUCACACAACAAAGAGAGAUGUGCAGAGACGGACAGAGAACAGCAAAAGCAUGAAUGCCUACGAAGACGACGAAGCAGCAAUGCAGGAGAUGGAUGGUCUAUGGUAG